GAGAGAGAGAGAAAGAAGGGAAAGAAUAAGAAGCUUGGGGUUGUGGGCAUCUCCAUCUCCAUUGGAGAGAAGCUGUGGAGGUUUUGGAGAAGAGAAGGGUUUCGUGCUUCCAGUCGAGAGAAGCGGCCGCUUGAGAUUCCGGCGGCGGCGUCGGACAGAUUACAGGGAUAAAUUCCAACUAUCACAAUAUCUCUCUAAUCAGAGAGCAAAUGGAGGAGGCAGGAGAACCAAAAGAGAGCCCUAACGACAAGAAAAUCCAAGAAAAGAGGGCAAAAUCAUGCAAGGGUUGCCUCUAUUACUCAUCCACCUUCAAAUCCGAUUCCCGCAGUCCUCUCUGCGUCGGCCUCACCCGGUCCCUUCCCCGUGUACCAAACCAUAUUGUUGGUGAAUCUGAAAUGGAAGCCUCUAGAGAGGGGAGGAGCCUUGCGGACUUCAAAUAUGCAUGUGUUGGUUACUCUGUGUACUCAGAUGGAAAAGAUCCUUCAAUAGAGACAAAAUCAGAAUUGCCAGUCUGUGUCGGCCUUGAGAUUUUGGUGGACAAAAGAGUUAAUACUAAUGACUCUGUACCUGCUCCUGUUCAUAAUAAAGAAGAUGCUCAUGCGAUUCCACAUCCUCGACCUCAGAAACCUGCUCAUUCCAUAGGGGAUGAGUUCUUGAGCAGAUUCUCUCGAAAUGCGAGUAUUGUUGCAAUGGGGGUGGCGAAGAAUCUGCGCAAAGUGGGCAACCAUGUCAAAGAACGUCUUGACGACAUCCUAAAUCGACGACCAAAGUAACACUGCUAAUGGUGCACCCCACACAAAGACGACACUAUGAAGAAAAUAAGCAAAGAAGCAGGAGCUAGCUCUGGCCGGUUAUAUCCAUUACUUAAACCUUGAACAGUCUCCCCUCCUGUUCUGAGUUAAGAUCCCUGAAACAAUCCGUCCAUCAAAAACUGUUGGAAGUAGGGGUGGGGGGUUUGGCAUUUUUGGUGUCGAAUUAUAAGUCAAGUGAAGGAGCUAUGUUAUUGGUGUAGGGGCAUCUAUCUGCAGAGUCUGGGUUGGAAGGAGAGUUAGCAGCUGUUCUGUACAAGGAAGCUUUAUUCUUUUCUGAACAGUGCUGCUUUUCAGAAAAGUUAUCAUCUUGUUCUUGUACAGUAGUGGUUUUCAAGUUACUGCCAAAUUAGAACAACUGAUGACUUAGUUGGUUGAAACCCGUUGAGGAUACAAUAAAAGUUUGCUCGGAUCUUUGUUGAA
This is a messenger RNA of Diospyros lotus (date-plum), 1232 nucleotides long. RefSeq lists its product as uncharacterized. The transcript is spliced from 5 exons. Bases 210 to 773 code for a protein of 187 amino acids. The record is from RefSeq and is a predicted model, not a curated record. NCBI's taxonomy places the organism in Eukaryota, Viridiplantae, Streptophyta, Magnoliopsida, Ericales, Ebenaceae.